CGCAAAGUUUGAGGCGAGAAACUGCGUUUGAUUCACACGCCGUGGACGCGCAGCACUGAGGAGAGAUGUUCGGCGCACCGUGGGAUUUGUUGCUCGUUGUUUUCGGGUGCUUGAAACUCCCGUGGGUCGCGGAUUGUUUCGUCGUUCACGUGAGUGAAGAUGCGGGACCGGGCGCCGCGAUCGUCGCGCUGGAGAGCGGCGCGUCCUGCGCGCUCGAGCAGCUCAUCCAGCCCGGAUUUACGGAGAGCUUCCUGCGCCCGAGUGCGGGCGCGCUCGCGCUCUCGGGCUCCGUGAAAUGCGACGCGCUUCCCUCGAACCCGUUCGCUGUGUACGCGGUGGAGGAGUGCGCGGACGACGCGUCGGGUUUCAGACACCUUUUGGCCAGCCAGUAUGAUGUGCACGUCCACGGCAGGAACUGUGUAAACCAACGCAAGAGGACUGGAAAAGUGGACGUGGAAAUUAUCAGUUUGAUCAAAGGUUCGGCGUGUAGGGACGCGGGCUCGGCUGUUUUCCGGGUGUCUGAUGUGUUACCCAGUUACCCGCGGCACGAGACUCUGUGUAACGUGAGCGAGACCUCAGCGCUUCACUUCAGCGAUGGCCAGCUGUUCACCUCAACGCCGCUCUGUUUCACCCGCGACUCUCUGCUGGAGUUUCACCUGCGCUGCGUGGGACGCGAGAGAGGGGUGCAGACGCGCGUCGUGCAUGCGCAUUGGCGCGUGGGUCGCGGCCCGUUUACUCGAAGUCACCUGAUGAAGUUAUUGCGCUGGGCCGCGCGCUCAGACUCGGGUCUGUUGAACCGGCGCAGGAGGAACGUCAACAAUAGCCCUCAGUUUCAGCCUCCCAUGUAUCAGGUGUCUGUCCCAGAGAAUCAACCCGCCGGGACUUUUGUUGUUGUUUUAAAAGCAGUUGAUCAGGAUGAGGGCGAGGCCGGGCGACUGGACUAUUUUCUGGAAGCUCUUUUUGACAGUCGCUCCAGCAGUCUCUUCACCGUUGACCCGGUCAGCGGUGUGGUUUCUACCGCCGAUAUACUGGACAGAGAAACAAAAGACACGCAUGUGUUCAGGGUGACGGCGGUGGAUCACGGGACGCCGCGCCGCACCGCCAUGGCCACGCUUACAGUAUCGGUGAGGGAUACGAACGACCAUGACCCCAUGUUCGAACAGCAGGAUUAUAAAGAGAGCGUGAGAGAGAACCUGGAGAUCGGUUACGAGGUUCUGACAGUACGUGCCACAGACGGAGACGCUCCCGUGAACGGAAACGUUCUGUAUCAUUUACUGAACAACACCAGGACCAGCGGCGUGUUUGAGAUCGACUCCCGUUCUGGCAUCAUACGCACAAGAGGGCCCGUGGACCGCGAGACCACCGAAUCCUACGUGCUGCUGGUGGAAGCGAACGACCAAGGUCGCGAUCCCGCGCCCCGCAGCGCCACGGCGACGGUGCACAUCGUGGUGGAGGACGAUAACGACAACGCGCCGCAGUUCAGCGAGAAACGCUACGUGGUCCGGGUUCCAGAAGACCAGACGCCCAACACUGAGAUCCUGCAGGUGACGGCCACCGAUCUGGACCGCGGGAACAACGGUGUCGUCCAUUUCAGCAUCAUGAGCGGUAACACCCGGGGUCAGUUUUACAUUGACGCUCAGACCGGUAAACUGGAUCUGGUGAGUCAGCUGGACUAUGAGAUAAAUAAAGAGUACACGCUUCGAAUCCGAGCGCAAGACGGAGGACGUCCACCUCUGUCCAACAUCAGUGGCCUGGUCACGGUUCAGGUGCUGGACGUCAACGACAACGCCCCUAUAUUUGUCAGUACACCGUUCCAGGCGACAGUUCUGGAGAACGUUCCUGUGGGAUAUUCAGUCAUUCACGUUCAGGCGGUGGACGCCGAUGCUGGCGACAAUUCCCGUCUGGAGUACCGCCUCACAGAGACCACGCCCAACCUCCCCUUCACCAUCAACAACAGCACAGGCUGGAUCAUCGUAUCGUCAGAACUGGACCGAGAGAGUGUGGACUUUUAUAACUUCGGCGUGGAAGCUCGAGAUCACGGCACGCCCUCCAUGUCCUCGUCCGCUAGCAUUAGCAUGACUAUUUUAGACGUCAAUGACAACAACCCCGAGUUCACGCAGAAGUCCUAUUACAUGCGUCUGAACGAGGACGCAGCCGUAGGAACGAGCGUGGUCACCGUGUCCGCCGUGGAUCGGGAUAUUAACAGCGUGGUGACGUAUCAGAUCUCCAGCGGAAACACGCGCAACCGUUUCUCCAUCACCAGUCAGAGCGGCGGUGGACUGAUCACGCUUGCCCUCCCGCUGGACUACAAGCUAGAAAGACAGUACGUCCUGACGGUCACGGCGUCUGAUGGCACACGCUUGGACACGGCCAAAGUGUGCGUGAACGUCACGGACGCCAACACGCAUAGACCCGUGUUCCAGAGUUCCCAUUACACGGUGAACAUCAAUGAAGACCGAGCCGUGGGCACUACUGUGGUUAUCAUCAGCGCCACGGACGAGGACACGGGGGAGAACGCUCGCAUCACGUACUUCAUGGACGACAACAUCCCGCAGUUUAACAUCGACCCGGACAGCGGCGCCGUCACCACACAGAUGGAUUUGGACUAUGAGGAUCAGGUGUCGUACACGCUGGCCAUCACGGCCCGAGACAACGGCAUCCCACAGAAAUCAGACACCACGUAUCUGGAGAUCCUGGUGAACGACGUCAACGACAACUCGCCUGUGUUUCUACGCGACCGCUAUGCGGGCUCCAUCAUGGAGGACAUCCCUGUGUUCACCAGCGUCCUGCAGGUGUCCGCAACCGACCGCGAUUCCGGACUCAACGCCCGAGUGUUCUACACGUUCCAGGGAGGAGAAGACGGCGACGGAGACUUCAUCAUCGAGUCCACGUCCGGGAUCGUGCGAUGCCUGCGGCGCCUGGACCGUGAGAACACACCGGUCUAUAAUCUCCAAGCGUUUGCGGUUGACAAAGGAGUUCCUGCACUCAAGACUCCGGUGGACAUUCAGGUGACGGUUCUGGACGUCAACGACAACCCGCCGGUGUUUGAGAAGGAUGAGUUUGACAUCUUGGUGGAGGAGAACAGUCCCAUCGGUCUGGUGGUGGCCUUCAUCUCUGCAUCAGACCCGGACGAGGGCAGCAACGCUCAGAUCAUGUAUCAGAUCGUGGAAGGAAACAUCCCUGAGGUCUUCCAGCUGGACAUCUUCUCCGGAGAGCUCACGGCUCUCACUGACCUGGACUACGAGACGUGGUCGGAGUACAUCAUCGUGGUUCAGGCCACGUCCGCUCCUCUUGUGAGCAGAGCCACCGUCCACGUGAAACUCCUGGACAAGAAUGACAACGUCCCCGUCCUGAAGAACUUUCAGAUUGUGUUCAACAACUACGUGACGGAUAAAACCAACAGCUUCCCAUCGGGGGUCAUCGGACGGAUCCCGGCCAGCGAUCCGGAUGUGUCUGAUCAGCUUCACUACAGUUUUGAAGCCGGGAACGAGCUGAAUCUGGUGAUGGUGAAUCAGAGCAGCGGGGAGAUUCGACUUAGUCAAGCUCUGGAUAAUAACAGACCGCUGGAGGCGUCCAUGAAGAUCUCGGUGUCAGAUGGUGUUCACUCGGUGUCAGCUCAGUGUCUGCUGCAGGUCACCAUCAUCACGGAUGAAAUGCUCUCUAACAGCAUCACGCUGCGAUUGGCCAACACGUCUCAGGAGCAGUUCCUCUCGCUUCUAUUGGCUCAGUUCCUGGAGGGCGUGGCCCGGGUGCUCUCGGCGUCCCGCGAGGACGUGGUGGUCUUCAACAUCCAGGACGACACAGACGUGAACGCAGGAAUUUUGAACGUCAGUCUGUCGGUGGCGGUGCCGGGCGAGGGUCCGCGGGGGGCUCGAGGGGUGAGUCCGGCGCGGUUGGGGCGCAGCGGCGGGAGCGAGGUGGAGUUUUUGGGUUCAGAGGAGUUACAGGAGCGCUUGUAUCUGAACCGCAGUCUUCUGGCUCAGAUCUCCUCACAGGAAGUGCUGCCGUUUGAUGACAACAUCUGCCUGCGUGAGCCCUGCGAGAACUACAUGAAGUGCGUGUCCGUGCUGAAGUUUGACAGCCUGGCGCCGUUCGUGGCGUCUGACACUAUCCUGUUCCGCCCCAUACAUCCCAUCGGCGGGCUGAGGUGUCGCUGUCCGCUCGGCUUCACAGGUGAUUACUGCGACACUGAGAUCGACCUGUGUUACUCCAAACCCUGCGGACCACACGGCAUCUGCCGCAGUCACGAGGGAGGUUUCACCUGCCACUGUCUCCAUGACUACACAGGUGAGAGGUGUGAGAUCUCGUCUCGUUCGGGUCGAUGUGCUGAUGGUGUGUGUAAGAACGGGGGGACGUGUCUGAAUCUUCUGGUGGGGGGGUUCAAGUGUGAGUGUCCGCCGGGAGGAUUCGAGAAACCCUUCUGCUCCCUGAGCUCCAGAAACUUCCCACCCAACUCCUUCAUCACCUUCAGAGGACUGAGACAAAGAUUUCACUUCACCAUCACACUCUCAUUUGUGACAGGAGAGCCGAACGGUCUUCUGCUGUAUAACGGCAGAUUUAAUGAGAAACACGACUUCAUCGCUUUGGAGAUCAUCAACCAUCAGAUCCAGCUCACAUUCUCUGCAGGUGAAACCAAGACAACAGUCUCACCGUUCGUUCCAGGAGGAGUCAGUGACGGCCGAUGGCACACAGCACAUGUGGACUAUUAUAACAAGCCUGUCCUGAACCGCGCCGGUGUCCCGCAGGGUCCGUCCGAUCAGAAGGUUGUCGUGGUUACAGUGGAUCACUGUGACACGGCCGUCGCGCUGAGAUUCGGUCAUGCGAUCGGAAAUUACUCGUGUUCGGCACAGGGCAGCCAAUCAGGAUCCAAGAGGUCUCUGGAUCUCACAGGGCCGCUGCUGCUGGGCGGCGUUCCCAAACUUCCCGAAGAGUUCCCGGUUCAGAACCGUCAGUUCGUCGGCUGCAUGAAGGAGCUGCGCAUCGACGACAGACACGUGGACAUGGCAGGUUUCAUCGCUAACAACGGCACACUGCCGGGCUGUACGCUCAGACGUCACGUGUGCGGUAAUAACCCGUGUGUGAACGGAGGCUCGUGUGUUGAUCUGUGGGGGUCCUUCACGUGUCGGUGCCCGCUGGGCUUCGGAGGACACAACUGUGAGAAAGUGAUGCCAAACCCCAUGCGUUUCCAUGGUAACAGUCUGUUGUCGUGGAGUAAUCUUGCUGUCGUGGUAACGGUACCCUGGCAUCUGGAGUUCAUGUUCCGCACACGACAGAUGACAUCAUCAAUCCUGCACAUCAGCUCUGAACAACACAACCUCACCAUACAGUUGCGCGGGGGUCGUUUGUUGAUGUCCGUCCAGCGCGGUGAAGACUCGAGCGUGUCUCGUGUUGAUGAUGUCACGGUGAAUGACGGUCAGUGGCAUCAGGUUCAGCUGGACCUCAGAGGAGCGGCGGAGGGUUCGGUCACAGCUGCUCUGACGCUGGAUCACGGCCUGUAUACGGCCUCAAUGCAGAUGAACUCAAAGAUUCAGGGGGAAAAAAUAAAGACGAUGAGUGUGGGUGGAUUCACAGGAUGUGUGCAGGGUGUGCGUUUGGUUGAGUCGUCCUCCAUUGCUGUAUAUCCCAGCAUGCAUCAGGCUCAUGUUGUGAAUGUUGAGUCAGGCUGCAGUCUUCCGAACCCCUGCGACUCCAACCCGUGUCCAUCACACAGCAACUGCAGAGAUCACUGGGACUCAUAUACAUGCACCUGUCACACUGGUUACUAUGGCAACAACUGUACAGAUGUCUGCGCUCUUAACCCUUGUGAGCACCAAUCAGCUUGCAGCAGGAAGUCAAGCUCCACCCGUGGAUACGUGUGUAACUGCCCAAGAAACUACUUUGGGCAAUACUGCGAGAAAAAGACUGACGUGCCGUGUCCUCGCGGGUGGUGGGGGGAGAAGUCAUGCGGUCCGUGUAACUGUGACACGUCUAAAGGCUUCGACUCUGACUGUAACAAGACGAGCGGAGCGUGUCGCUGCAAGGACAAUCACUUUCGUCCGGUGGGCAGUGACACGUGUGUGUUGUGUGAUUGUUAUUCCGUGGGCUCGUUCUCUCGAGCGUGUGAUGGUGUCAGCGGGUCGUGUCCGUGUAAGGCGGGGGUCAUAGGUCGCCAGUGUGAUCGCUGUGAUAAUCCGUUCGCUGAGGUGUCACCCAACGGCUGUGAAGUGAUAUAUGACAGUUGUCCUCAGUCUAUUGAAGCGGGGAUCUGGUGGCCCAGGACUAAAUUUGGUUUGCCGGCGGCUGUCUCGUGUCCUAAAGGAUCAGUGGGUACAGCUGUGCGUCACUGUGAUGAACACAAGGGCUGGAUGACACCAAACCUCUUCAACUGCACAUCUGUCAGCUUCAGUAAACUCAAAACACUGGCAGAGCGUGUGAGCGGUAACGCGUCCCUGAUGAACUCGAGUCUGGUCCAGCAGACGGCCGCUGGUCUCUUCAGCUCCACACAGAACAUCAGACAGCAGUUUUACGGCAGUGAUGUGAAGAUUGUGUAUCAGCUGACACGCUCCAUCCUGCAGCACGAGAGCGCACAACACGGCUUUAACCUCACCGCUACACAAGACGUCCUCUUCAACGAGCACGUGAUGCAUGUGGGCAGUGCGGUGUUAUCAGCAGACACACGCAGUCACUGGCAGCUCAUUCAACAGACGGACGGAGGGACGGCGACACUGCUGAAACACUUCCAAGAGUACACAAACACACUCGCUCAGAACAUGAGGAAGACCUACCUCAACCCCUUCACCAUCAUCACACCUAACAUCGUCAUCUCUAUCGACCGUCUGGAGAAGAUGAAUUUCGCCGGCGCCAAACUUCCUCGUUACGAGUCUCUGCGCGGGCCACGCCCACUGGACCUGGAGACAGCUGUCACUCUUCCUGACUCUGUCUUCAGCCCCGCCUCCGAGGGCAAAGGUCAUCGGCACCACACUGAGCCAAUCACAGAGUCCGUCAGAAACCAGACAGCUGGUCGUAAGAGACGUCACCCGACUGAGAGUGAGUCAGACGCCAUCGCCAGUGUGAUCAUAUUCAACAGUCUAGGUUCACUGCUGCCCGAGAGAUACGACACAGACAAGAGGAGCCUCAGGGUUCCCAAGCGUCCGGUCAUCAACACACCUGUGGUCAGUAUAACGCUUCAUGAUAAUGAGGAGUUACUGCAGCACACGCUGGACAAACCAAUCACAGUUCAGUUCCGUCUGAUGACAUCAGAGGAGCGCUCCAAACCCAUCUGUGUCUUCUGGAACCACUCCAUAGUGGGUCAGCAGGGUCAGGGCGGCUGGUCUUCUAAAGGUUGUGAGGUCGUGUUCAGGAACAUCACACACAUCAGCUGUCAGUGUUAUCACAUGACCAGCUUUGCUGUACUCAUGGACAUCUCACGCAGAGAGAACGGAGAGAUUCUGCCGGUGAAGUUGAUCACAUGGAGUUCUGUGGGAGUGAUGUUGGGUUUUCUCUUCCUCACCAUCAUCAUCCUCACGUGUGUGCGCACACUCAACAAUAACAAGAUCAACAUCAUCACCAACGGCUCCAGUGCGCUCUUCAUCUCCAACCUCAUCUUCAUUCUUGGCAUCAAUCAGGCCGACAACACGUUUGUGUGUACACUGAUAGCCAUCCUGCUGCACUUCUUCUGGCUGUGUGUGUUCUCCUGGAUGUUUCUGGAGGGUCUUCACGUCUAUCGGAUGAUCAAUGAACUCCGAGACAUCAACUACGGCCCCAUGAGAUUCUAUUAUCUGAUUGGCUGGGGCGUGCCGGCGUUCAUCACAGGUCUGGCUGUAGGUUUAGAUCCGGAGGGGUACGGGAAUCCUGAUUUCUGUUGGCUCUCUCUCUAUGACACUCUCAUCUGGAGUUUGGCGGGACCCGUCGCUCUCGUCAUCUCUAUGAAUGUGUUCCUGUACAUCACUGCGUCCAGAGCGUCGUGUUCUGUCAGACAGAAGAGUUCAUGUGAGAAGAAAGAGACGUCCAUGGCGGGGCUGAGGACGGUGUGUGCCGUGUUGUCUCUGAUGACGGUCACGUGUGUUCUGGCGCUGCUGUCGGUCAACAGUGAUGUCAUUCUCUUUCAUUAUCUCUUCGCUGGAUUCAGCUGCUUUCAGGGUCCCUUCAUCUUCUUCUUUCGUGUGGUGUUUGAUAAAGAAGCUCGAGACUCCAUGAGUUACUGCUGCCGUAGAAAACAUCCGGAUCACAUCAUCAAAUCUAAACCUGCUGCGUUCAUAUGUAACAGUAACUAUCUGGACGGACGUUUGUAUCAUCUGCCGUUUGCUGAAUCAAGCGUCUCGCUGAACGGGACUCAAAAUCAAAACUACACACCCUUCAGUCUGAGAGGAGAUGAUCUGAACAGCAGUCACAUGAGUCUGAAUGAAGACAACAUUCUCUACCAAGAAAACAAAGAGCAGAACCACGAUGAUGGUUCAGACUCAGAUUCAGACAGUGAUCUCUCUCAGUGUGAAGACGAUCAGAGCGGCUCGUUCGCCUCCACACACUCAUCCGACAGUGAAGAAGACGAUGCCGACAUCCCGCAGGAGGAAUGCUGGGAAAAUCUGGUCGCCAACGGCAACAAGAAGUCUCUGGAUGCUGGAGGGGGUGAGACAGCUGACGGGCGUCUGACGGUGGAGACGGUGUCUAAACCCGCAGACAGAGCAGAGGCUCAUGGGACAGAAAACCUGCUGAUGCUGCCAAACAUCAGCACACAGACGUACAGAGGGAUCCUGAAGAAGAAACAGCUGUCGCCCAUCGCAGAGAGAAACGCCAUCAACCGCAUUCACAACCAGCUGUCCGUCAGCCCAGCAGACUCCGCCUCCUCGCAUGCCCCCUCCUCCAGCGAGGGUCGUAGGGGCGGAGCUAAAGAGGACGGUCUGAAUGAGGCAUCUGUGAGUGUAAAAACACUGGACAAUGAUUCAUCAGAAUCUGAGUGA
This is a messenger RNA of Triplophysa dalaica, 8936 nucleotides long. It is a transcript of the gene celsr2, whose product is annotated as cadherin, EGF LAG seven-pass G-type receptor 2. Gene Ontology annotation, biological process: G protein-coupled receptor signaling pathway; cell surface receptor signaling pathway; homophilic cell-cell adhesion. Gene Ontology annotation, molecular function: calcium ion binding; G protein-coupled receptor activity. Gene Ontology annotation, cellular component: plasma membrane. The coding region runs from base 66 to 8936 and encodes 2956 amino acids. The record is from RefSeq and is a predicted model, not a curated record. NCBI's taxonomy places the organism in Eukaryota, Metazoa, Chordata, Actinopteri, Cypriniformes, Nemacheilidae. The transcript has 33 exons.